ACGUCACCAUGGCCAUGUCUUAGCCCUCUGUCUAAUCUGAGGGCAGACAUGACCACCCUGGACAUCAAAGAGGAGCUUCAAUCCCAGCUGGCAAAAAGCAAGCAGGACUUCAGAGACCUUAGAGAGAAGUUCCUUAUAUCCCAAGUGACUGCCUACAUCCUGGCCAACCAGCUGCAGAAAUACAAGUGUGGAGAGUGCAAAGGCAUCGUUGAAUCCGUGUUGAAGAAGGAACUGCAUUCUAAUGAGGGGAAUCUGGCAGAGAAGUCAACCUUAGCUCAGAAGCUCAGCAAGGAGGAGGUUCGAUGUGAGAGUGAAGGGACAUAG
Molecule: messenger RNA, 324 nt
Organism: Diceros bicornis minor
Lineage: Eukaryota; Metazoa; Chordata; Mammalia; Perissodactyla; Rhinocerotidae
Product: neuroblastoma breakpoint family member 6-like protein
Exons: 3
Coding region: 49-324 (91 amino acids)
Source: RefSeq, a predicted model, not a curated record